AUGCUCAAGCAACUAGCCUUCAUUGCUUAUCUCGCUGUACUGCCGAAUGCCUGCGCCUUCGACAGAAGCUCGAAGCGGGGUCUCGCAUGGCCCAACGCAAAUUGGGUUCCCUUAUCCGGCUUCACCGCCCCCUCGUCCCGCAUAUCGUCCUACUACAACUGGGGUCCGGCACCUCUGCCGCCGACACCCACGAAUCCGAAUCCCUUCCCCUUCAUACCGAUGCUAUGGGGCUGUACGCCCGACUAUGUCGACCCUUUCCUCUCGGCUCUCUCCCGGAACUGGGACGGGCAAAAUCUGAUCACCGAUAAGGCCAUACUGGGUUUCAACGAGCCGAACCUUGCGGCUCAGGCGAACUGCUCGCCGGGGGAUGCGGCGGAAGUCUGGAGAAGGGUACUGCAGCCACUCAAAAAGAAGGGGUAUAGGCUCGGCAGUCCAGCCGUCACGAACGGGGAGGAUGGGCGGCAGUGGUUGGACGCGUGGUGGGCGGCCUGUCAGGGAGGGUGUGAUCCAGACUUUAUGACAGUGCAUUGGUAUGAUGUCGAUCCAGGGAAGUUUAUGAACUUCGUCAAAGAUUACUGGUCCGCCUACAGACGUCCAAUAUGGGUUACCGAGUACGCCCCUACCAACUUCACCUUCUCGUCAGCCGGCACCCUCAUCGGCGAACAACCCUCCUACCCCCAGAUCCAGCGCUUCAUGGACAUUACUAACUUAUGGAUGGACGUCGUUGACUAUGUCGAGCGGUUCUUCUGGUUCGGCGCCAUGUACGAGAUGCAAGGGGUAGUGGAGGAUGCUACGCUGUUCGACCCGCGCGGCAAACCCAGUCGAACGGGUGCUCUGAGCUCUCUUGGGGUGCAGUACGCCGGAUCGAACGGCACUGCAAUCGGCGCGCAGGGAUCAGACGGUGGUACUAGGCCAAGAUGGGAGAGCGGGGUGUGGGCAAGGGUACAGACCGGCAAUGGAAGCUUGGGCGGCUGGAUCUUUGGGACGUUUAUAAGUCUUUAUGUCGCCAUGAUGGAGGGCUGGAGUUGA
This is a messenger RNA of Dioszegia hungarica, 1029 nucleotides long. Its product is annotated as glycosyl hydrolase catalytic core-domain-containing protein. NCBI's taxonomy places the organism in Eukaryota, Fungi, Basidiomycota, Tremellomycetes, Tremellales, Bulleribasidiaceae. The transcript is spliced from 4 exons. Gene Ontology annotation, cellular component: fungal-type cell wall. The coding region runs from base 1 to 1029 and encodes 342 amino acids. The record is from RefSeq and is a predicted model, not a curated record. Gene Ontology annotation, biological process: fungal-type cell wall polysaccharide metabolic process.